Molecule: messenger RNA, 1134 nt
Organism: Quercus lobata
Lineage: Eukaryota; Viridiplantae; Streptophyta; Magnoliopsida; Fagales; Fagaceae
Product: BTB/POZ domain-containing protein FBL11-like
Exons: 6
Coding region: 134-679 (181 amino acids)
Source: RefSeq, a predicted model, not a curated record
UAACACCUCAGGGGGAGAAAAUUAUUACUUGUAUAAAGAUUUGUAUCUUGAGUUAGGGAAUUGCAAAUUGGAAGAAAUUACUUUAGGAUGGGGAUUUUCUUAUCUCUCUCUGGAAGCUCUCCAACCUGUGAUUAUGUCACUAAGUUCAAUAACUGUGGGUUUAGGUGGAUCAUUAGGUGAAGAUGCACUGAAACAACUACCUGCCGCUUGUCCUAUGCUAGAGUCAGUAAUUCUUCAUUUUCAGGCCAUCUCGGAUACUUUCAUAAUGAACAUCUUGGCAUAUUUGAGAAAUUUGGGAGUGUUGGCAUUGUGCUAUUGCCUUGGUGAUAUAUCUAUGUUAAGCUUCAGCCUCUCUAUGCAAAAUCUGAGGAAAUUGAGGCUUGAAAGAGAAACCCCUUGGAUGACCAAUAAUGAUUUAGUUAUUCUGACUCAGAAUUGUGCAAACUUGGUUGAGCUUUCCUUGCUGGGAUGUAAGCUUCUCAAUUCAGAUUCUCAAAAGAUUAUCUCACAUGGAUGCCCAGGCUUGAUUUCUAUCCAUCUAGAGGGUCCUAGGAUACAGAAAACCUUCAUUUUUGAUGCUGCUUCAAAGUUACCAAUGCUUCGGAAGAUAUCUCUAGAUGUGUGUGAUGCAAGUGAAGGUGACUUUACAUUCCAGAUUAUGCUGAAAGGUGCUUCUUGAGUACUGUGAAGAUAGCAAGAUGCAAGCCCCAGAGAUGUAAUUUUAACCUUUUCGCUCAUAGAACGCCCGUGCACAAGGAGACACUAGGUGCUGGUUUGGAACAGUGAGAAUCUCUUGAGAACAGUGGUGAUGGAAAGACUCUAAAGAUUGACACUGAUAUGGAGCCUCCAUUAAAUAAUUUGGUAAGGUCGCAUUAAUAAUGGGUUAAGUUUGUGACACAUACAAGACGACUUCUAUUCAAGGCAUAGAAAAUGGGUAUCACCAAUGAUUCACUUUGUGACACUAUCUUGUGCUCUACAAUUGUACAUUGUUACAAGAAGUUUGUUUCAGAUGUUAUAUGUUAGGAAUUUUUGUAUAUUUUAUACUUGAUGUACUUGAUACUAAAGCUGAUUGCAGUUAUCCUUUGCAUGAGCCAUGAGGUAAUGGUCCAAGAAAACGAUAUGAAUUUUUUAGUU